AUUUUUGCGCUGGUAUCACAGACAAAGAACGACGACGUCUUCUUGUCUGGACCAGCGACAUUUUUGUCGGCUGGCGUUACUGUAUUUGGCCAAAAAGAAUUAAAAAGACCGUAAAAAUGUUGGGCCGUUUAGCGCCUGGUGUCUGCACCCAGGUGACCAUGGUGGUCAACAAUCAGCAGACACGUAACAUGGCCACUUUGAAAGCCAUUUCCAUUCGUUUGAAGUCAGUAAAGAACAUCCAAAAGAUUACCCAAUCUAUGAAGAUGGUGUCAGCUGCUAAAUAUACUCGUGCUGAACGUGAUUUAAAAGCAGCCCGUCCAUAUGGUGAGGGCGCUGUACUCUUCUACGAAAGGGCUGAGGUAGCACAACCAGAAGAUGAGCCCAAGCAACUUUACAUCGCCAUGACUUCUGACAGGGGUCUGUGCGGUGCGGUGCACACUGGUGUGUCAAAAGUGAUCCGAAACCGUUUGAACGAGCCGGGUGCGGAGAACAUCAAGGUGAUCUGCGUGGGGGACAAGUCCCGUGGUAUCCUGCAGCGGUUGUAUGGGAAGCACAUCAUUAGUGUUGCUAAUGAGAUCGGUCGCCUUCCCCCCACGUUCCUGGAUGCUGCUCGCUUAGCUGAUGCAGUGCUGUCCUCCGGAUAUGAUUUUGGUUCCGGCAAGAUCAUAUUCAAUAAGUUCAAGUCUGUAGUGUCAUAUGCGCAGGCUGAUCUGCCACUCUUCAGCAGGAAGGCCGUUGAAGCGGCACCUAAACUUGCCGUGUACGACUCUUUGGACAGUGAUGUCCUGCAGUCGUACAUGGAAUUCUCUCUCGCCUCCAUGUUGUUCUACGCUCUGAAGGAAGGCGCGUGCUCCGAGCAAUCCUCCCGUAUGACGGCCAUGGACAACGCCUCCAAGAAUGCAGGAGAAAUGAUUGAAAAACUCACUCUGACCUUCAACAGAACUCGCCAAGCUGUUAUCACCAGAGAACUCAUUGAAAUUAUCUCUGGUGCUGCCGCUUUGGAAUAAAAAUCUUUACAAAAUCAUUGUUAAUCUUAACGUUUUUCUUGAAGUAGACGUGACAGCGAUUUGCGCGGGAAUCUGCCAUCUUGUUGCAAUAGACAAAAGUAUAACGUUCAGCCACUAGUGUCAAAAUCAUGUUUAAUCUUUAUAUUUAUUUUUGAAAUCUGUUUUUUUUUCUUUAAAAAUACAGAUGCCGACAUUCCCAUUGUUUGAAUGUGUUGACGGAAACACGCAAUACACGAACUGGCUUCAACAUCUUUCGUCAAUGCAUUUAGAUAGUGUUGAAGGUUUGUUAUGUCAGUGAUACAGUGGUGGUUAGCAAUAAAGUAUUGUAUAGA
Messenger RNA from Papilio xuthus (Asian swallowtail), 1339 nucleotides. NCBI's taxonomy places the organism in Eukaryota, Metazoa, Arthropoda, Insecta, Lepidoptera, Papilionidae. The record is from RefSeq and is a predicted model, not a curated record.